CCGAGACUCAGGUGGCACGGGGAGGCAGGCAGCGAGUGUGAGUUGGACAGUGGCAGGCGGGAGUGGCCCCAACGCUGAGCUCUCCACGAUCGAUAUUUACCUUGGCAGUAUCAGUCGUCAGAGGGUGUGAGCAGGGCAGCAGCAAGACACGGCCCUGGACGAGUGUGUGACGCGAUGCUGAGCUGAGCGCUGACCUGCUGCCGGGGAAAGAGAGCGAGCGAACGAACGAGCGAGCGAGAACACCCCUUGGAGAUAGAAACGCGAGCAAGGCCAAACAAACAGAAGAUUCUAAGUAAGAGGAAGAGUAAGAGGUCGAGAAAGUCACCGCCUCAAGCCCGCAUGAAUGGUAGCACAAGUUGAACGCGCUGAGUCGCGAACAUGGGCGGUGAAGGGAGGGCGUGAGGCGAGCUCCCAUGCGCCCCUGCUACCAGUACCCGGUGUGCAUGUCAAUGAGGGACUCACGCUACCGGGCGGCGUCCACCAGAGGAACCUGUGAUUCAAGGUGUUGAUCAGAGUGCCUAGAGCGGGCGGCGGCGGGGGUGGAGGCGGUGGCGGCGGCGGCGGUGGUGUUGUUGGCGGUGGCUCUCCCCUGACCGUGUUGGUAACCUCAAGUGACACGUGUUUGACCCCCGAUGACCUGGAAGAGGACUCCCCGCUGGCGCCAUGUAGAGCAGGCGACCUAGCCAUGUUGUCCUCGCCCGCCGUGAUCGAAGUGCCGGUGGAAGCCACUGCGUUCCUGGGGGCCGUCGCCGCCUUCGUGGUGUUCCUCUUCGUCCUCUUCCUGUACCUCAACAAAAAACUCUGCUUCUACACCGUCGGAAACUUCCCCUGCUGCGACGACCCGGUCACCAAGCCGGACAAGCUCAAGGAACUAGGCGCGGCAUACAACUAUGGCGAGGGGGAGAGUUCCAGUGAUAGCGAGGAGGAGGCGUCAAAGAGGCUUUCCUCCUCCAAGAGCUUCCCGUCAGGCCUGCGCGACAAUCACCACCCUCACGCCAGCCACAACUCCAACUACCACGCGUACAACCACUAUGGUCACCACAACUACCACCAGUUUGGCCCCUCGCGCUCUCCUUCCCAGUACUCGGCUCCGGAAGAUGGGGUCGCGUCGCAUGGUCGGGGCGACACCUUCACGGGGUGUGAUGCUAAUGCCGACCUCAUCUCCCUCGCUGAGAAAGGCCGGGCAGGCGUCUCUGGCGAGGAGGAGCCUGUGGGGGUGGGUGUGUCCUCCUCCUCUGCCUCCUCCUCUGGCUCCACCACCAGCGGGGACGACGACCUUCUAACCCACCGGGCGCUGCGACACAGGGACCCCAGGGCAUACCGGCAGAUGUCCCCUGGCCGCUCCCCCUAUGAUGGCACCUACCACCAGGAGAGUCGGGAGGAUGGCACGGUGGGGGAGGCGCUGCUGGUGAGGUGCGGCACCAUUGAGGCGGGCUUUGCUUACGACCUUCCCACCAGGACCCUCACUGUGCACAUCCUGCAGGCCAAGGAAGUCCCCAGCAAAGAGAGAGGAGGAGCAGCAAACACACAGGUUCGAGUGCUGCUCCUCCCCGCCAGGAAGCAGAAACACAAGACACGCAUCAGACCAGGGGAGACUCCACAGUUCAAUGAGGCGUUUGUGUUCACCAAAAUUAAUCCAGAGGAGGUACAGCAGCUUGGGGUUCGGCUGCGGCUGUACGGGUGUGAACGGAUGCGACGGGAGAAGAUGCUUGGGGAGGUGAUCGUUCCCUUUGCCUCGAUCAACCUCACCCUAGGCAACACCUUCUGGCUCACCCUGGAACCGCGGGCAAACCUGGCUGUGAGUCCUCAUCGGUCAGAAAGCCGGACAGAAGUUUGCAGCCUGACCCGUAGUGACUCCACUGGCUCCACCCACUCAGUGCACAGCGGGGUGCCAGAGCUGCUCCUCGGCCUCACCUACAAUGGCACCACGGGCAGGCUGGCAGUGGAGGUCAUCAAGGGGUCGCACUUCAGGAACAGUGAUGAUUUCAGGAACUCUGCCAACACACGUGCACCCGACACCUAUGUCAAGCUGGUCCUCAUGUCCUCCAGUGGGCAGGAGAUAGCACACAGCAAGACCUCAGUGCGGCGAGGCCAGCCCAAUCCUCUCUUCAAGGAGACGUUUAUGUUUCAGGUUGCGCUGUUCCAGCUGCCUGAUGUGACACUGAUGGCCUCAGUGUACACCAAAAGGAGCAUGAAGAGGAAGGACAUGAUAGGCUGGUUUGCUCUUGGGUUGAACAGUUCUGGAGAGGAAGAACUUACUCAUUGGAACCAAAUGAGGGACUCUAGAGGGGAGCAGGUGUGUCGCUGGCAUGUCCUUCUUGAGUCAUAGGUGGCAAGUGGAGUCCUGUUUUGUUUUUCCAGAGGUUUGGUAUACGUAAUUUACUUGACCAAGGGGGGGGGACAGUGAGGUUGUUUUGACGCUACUUUUUGGCUGCCAUUUUUUGUGCUGCCCACAGAGGGGAGUCGAGUGUCCCUUCCUAGGGUCUGGCUUCACUGCCUUGAGUCUCUCCUUCAGUUGUGGUUGUUUGGCCUGUGUAUCAGUGGUUCUUGGCUUCUUGAGGUUGUUCUAAAGGCCUGCACUCCUCCCUGGUGUUCAGCUGCACCACUUUGAAUCUCUCCUUCUGUUGGUUUGGUCUCAGAUUGUAGGUGGUUUUUGGCAUCUUUGUGAGAUUCAGGUUGGUGAUGAACAGGCUGUGGGACUGCAGGCACUGUCUCAGUGUUGCUGUGUCUGGUAUCUUGUAGUUCUGCUCAAUUUCACAUCAAGUGGAUCCCUGAUGUGAAGAGGAAAGUUCAAGCUCAUAAAACAUUGCAGAAAUAUGAGAAAUUACAAAAGAAAUUACAAUACAUAAAUAGAUCAUAGCAAGUUGCUGAAGUUUCUGAUAUAUAAUAUACUUAAAAUAAUAUGUACUUCAUAAUGAAGCUGAUCUUGGAUUGUCUUGAGCCCAAACCAUAACAAUUCAAGGUAUGUAAAAUAUGAAGGUGGAGCUGGUCUCCUUUCAGAUGUCGUCCUGUAACUGUACCUCUUGAUGUUGUGCUUCACAUUCAGUUUUAGCUGUAGGAGAGGGCUCUGCCAACCCUCCCAUGACAACGAGUAGGGAUGAACAUGGACAGGGUGCUGCUUCAAUUCUUUUUUGCUCAUUCCCUUCCAGUGCUGUGGGUUUGGGGUUUCCUUUGUGCUGCUCUCAGAGUUUGUCUUGGAUUCUUAAGGAAUGUACACCCAGAAGGAAAGGUAUCCACACCUCUGUGACUGACUGAGCUCAUGUUGUAUCAGCAGGAUGACUGCCUCCGACUGUGUCAUGCAUCUCAUCAGCCAUGAUACGUCCUCAGUGAACACUGCAUACAUGUGUUGCAUUGAGGAGCCACACUCAGCAUCUCUUAAACCAGUCAGAUCCAGCUGUGAAAGUUGGACUUUUACUUGAGUGUACCCACUUGUACUUUUGUGGAAUGGUGUCUUUACUUGGUCAAGGCCACUUUGUUCAAUCCUCUUGGAAUUUGCUUACUGUUACUGCCAAAUCAUUGGAUGGUCCUUAGAGAUGCACUGUCAUGCAUCAUCAGGGCUCUGAAUAUGUAUCAUAUAAAGUACCAUAUAACAUGAUGAAGGGUGUCCAUGUCAUAGUGGCUGUGGGAGUCCACAUGCCCUAGUGAUAACUAGACUUCAAUGUGCUUGCAUCAACUUUACCAUUAUAGUGUAACAAGCACAGCAGCAGCAGCAGCAGCAGCAGCAUCUUGUGUAUAGUUUCCCAGUGUGGGCACUUUUGCAACUACAGUUUAAUUGUCUCAUAGUUACUGGUUACAAUAGCUGAAAAUGUUACAUGUAUAUGAUGGAAAGUAGCCAGUUGUAGGCCAGAAUCUCUGCUCUGCAUCAUCCAGUAGAGGCGACAGCAAGUCCACAAAGUGUUCAUUACUCAGUCUGAGAAAGUGGGUCUGGAGAAGCUUGUAAUAUGCUCUAAGAUCUUGCAAUACCUGUUGAAGAGAGAUUUUGCUGGCAUUAUUAGCUGUAGUUUUCCUUGUAUUAGAUUUUCUUUGAGCUUCUAUUGUUCUUUAAUUUUGAACUAAUAUUAUUGACUUAAAGCAGUUUUGCACUAGACGAUCAAUGAAUCAAAGAAACGACCUCUGAGUGUUCAAUUACAUGUUAGUAAGAGAAGUGACAAUCAGGUCUUUUGUAAAAAUGUUUUCAUGUGCCAAGAUUGGUAAAAUAGAUUUGCAAAGUCACUGCAACAAAGUAACAUGACAUAUUUCAAAUUAGGUCUCCCUGCCAUGGCCAGCAGUAUAGGCCUCAGGUGCAGAAACAUUGGUCUUGUAAGGAAGAUGCAGCUCUUCCAUCAAAGCUUCACUUUGCCUUGCCACAAUGUACUUAAGCCUCAGGCCUCCCAGGUGUUCAUGUCUCCUCAUCAGUUGUACUGGUUGUGCUGGUGGGACACCUUUACUGGAUAGCCUUGCCUUUCAGUACCUUAUGAAAAUUCUGGACACAGGUCUUGUGAUAUAAAACUCCAUUGUGACAUGUAAAUUGAACUUCAUAUUGUCUCUGUUUUCCAUUCUAUGCUCUGAUAUAACUCAGAUUUGCAGUUUUAAUUCUUUUGUAAACUAUUAUUUGUGCUUAUUCUAUUGAAAGCAACUUACAGUGAUGCAUUCCAAAAUAACACCUCAGGGAGGACAGGAGACCCUGCAGCACUAGGGGUCACUAAUAUGGAAGGGUAUCUCAUGCUGUCCAGACAUAAGGGAGCAUGCAUUUCCUGGUCUCUUUUUGGUUCAGCUUCAUAUCAUUAGAGACUGGAAAGUGAUUGGUGAGAUAUCUUCCUGCAUGUAACAUUAUUUCAUUUAUGCAGAGAAAGGAAGACUGAAAAAAAAUAAAGGUGUAGUUCAUUUGCUGCCUUUUAGGAUAGAAAACAUAAAAGGCAUUGUCAGCAUGUACAAAAUUUUCAUUUAUAAUUAGAGAAUAUGAAGCAGAGAUGAGCUUAUGGAACUGAACUGUCAUGACCUUAGUGGCAAUUUAGGUGUGUUUUGAAGUAGGGAUGAAAAAAAAUUGUUGAUGCAAUCAUUAAGGUUUAUGACUAUGAGAAGAAAUGUGUUGAUGGGUUUAACGCCUUACUGUUUAAAGCCCAGAUUAUAGGUAAAAUGUUAAACAGUCUUGUAUAGGUGAAUCAUCAUCAGUUUUGAGUACUAAGGAUGAUUUGCUGCAGACAUGGAGUUACCAGAAGAAACUAGAGUUUUUACUUACUUAAGAUGUCUUUUAGUUUUUAGAAAAUACACCUUAUUUGUUAUAGAUUUCCACAUAUUGCAAUGAUGAAACCUUAUGACAUUAACCCCAACAUUGGUACUGUUUUAUAUGAUUUCUGCUUCCAAAAGGAUUUUAUUUCAAGCUUGUAUAAAAGUAAAUUUUAAAGUAUUUUAACAUAUUUGGACUGUAUUUUGAAAGAAAGGAUUAGGGAAAACCAUACAUAUGUGUGCAGAAGGAUAGAUUCCUGUGCUCCUGGAGAAUCAGUGUGAUGUGUUGAGACAAGGCAAGGAAUGCUCACAAGCCUCCUGAUGUCGGAGAUGACGAGACACGUUUGUGGAUGGGUGUGGGGGGACCACCGAGGCAGGAGCCGGGACUGCCACACCCUCCUGACUCUGUGUACUUGUGAGAAAGUCUUUUGUGCUUGUUACUUUAAAAAGUGUACAUUUCUAGUGUUAAUUUAUUUUUGUACUGACAUUUCAAUAUAAGUCUGUACAUAUAUCAAUUUAUCGUCAUUUUGCAACACAUUCACUGAAUAUGUUGGAGGAUCUAGAUAGAACAGACUUACGCUCUAUAUCAGAGGCAUAUACAUAUACAUAUACAUAUAUAUAUAUAUAUUAUACAUAUAAAUAUACAUCGUGUAUGUACAUACUGACUGCUGUUCACAUUUCUCUCCCUUGCUCCCAUCGCCAGUACGCUUAUUUGACACCCAGCACCAACUCUUGCUAUUAUCUGUAGACCUUGGCUGGCCUUGGCUCUAGACUGGCCACCAUAUGAAGCAAACAGCUGUAAGGCAACACUACUCUUCUGUCACUUGUAACUCAAGGUCAAAGUAAAAAUGUUUGAUAUUUUACAUGUGAAACUGAUGAUAUUUUUACUCCAUUCUUGUCAUUGGAUGUAAGUUGAAAAUCUCACUACUUUGUAUAUGUACUAGUAGAUAUGCCACAGUGUAUGAAAGGCCUAUCAAUUUCUAAGGUUGAGGAGCCAAGGUCCCCAGGUAAUGAGAUAGCCUGGUGCUGGGACUAUGAAAGUGAUGCCAUACUGUUUGAGCUGUUAUUAAAAGCACAUCUCGUGGGCCAUGUGCCCGUGUGCCCGUGUUUGUAAUGUAUCUUGAAUGGUUGGUACCCUAGAAACUAGAUGUCGUGAUACUUGAAUAGCUUGAUAGCAACAUUCAAUGCAACUACUGAUAAAAUAAACUGGCGUAUUUGUGUUGGGAGUGAUCCAGUCUGUGAUCUUCACGCUCAUACUCUGGCAUCCAGGCUUUACUAAUGCGAUGGAGACUACUGAGUGUAGGGAAGAAACUUUUGUUUUGAUGUCGACAAGUUGGAUGUUUACAUGAGGUUAUGUACUCAUAUGUUUAUGUGUAAUUUAUUGUUUUAAAAAAGGGUAUAAGAAGAGUAUUAAUAUUGGUGUCGUAUAUUUGAAGAGGUUGUUGGUGCAUGCUGCAGUAUGUUUUAUUUGAUUUUUCAAAGUUACAUGGCCUGAAGUACUAUGGCUGUUUGCUGGUUGGUUUUCACACACGUGGUCAUUUCAAGAAUUUUUAUCAUUGUUACAAUAUAUUUACUCAGAAAGUUUA
Scylla paramamosain (green mud crab) is the source of this 6791-nucleotide messenger RNA. Its product is annotated as synaptotagmin-14-like. The transcript has 10 exons. The coding region runs from base 686 to 2329 and encodes 547 amino acids. The record is from RefSeq and is a predicted model, not a curated record. Gene Ontology annotation, molecular function: phospholipid binding. Lineage: Eukaryota; Metazoa; Arthropoda; Malacostraca; Decapoda; Portunidae.